Molecule: messenger RNA, 1046 nt
Organism: Electrophorus electricus (electric eel)
Lineage: Eukaryota; Metazoa; Chordata; Actinopteri; Gymnotiformes; Gymnotidae
Gene: fth1a
Product: ferritin, heavy polypeptide 1a
Biological process (GO): iron ion transport; intracellular iron ion homeostasis
Cellular component (GO): cytoplasm
Molecular function (GO): ferrous iron binding; ferric iron binding
Source: RefSeq, a predicted model, not a curated record
GCAAUGACAUAUCGACUUACAUCUUUGGACAGAGUGAGGGUUACCUGCUUCAACAGUGCUUGAACGGCAACCUAGCUUCUGUCUCUUCAAAGCACUUAGUUCGCUUCUUUGAUUCUAGUUAAUUUAUCACAGUUGGUUAAUUCGGCCGAUAACUUGGAGAUUACCGUCCAACGCAGUUUUUCCCCUGCGAAAUACCUACCGUAAAACAAUCGAGCGUAGUUGGCUUGCUAACUAACCUAGCUAACGCUAAGUGUGAACAACUAAUUUCUGUUUUCAGAAGGAAAAUAAGCAACCAAGCAUGACAUCUCAGGUGAGACAGAACUUCCACCAGGACUGUGAGGCUGCCAUCAACCGGCAGAUCAACCUGGAGAUGUAUGCCUCUUAUGUCUACUUGUCCAUGGCAUACUACUUUGACAGGGAUGAUCAGGCCCUCCACAACUUUGCAAAGUUUUUUCGCAAGCAGUCACAUGAGGAGCGAGAGCAUGCUGAAAAACUGAUGAAACUUCAGAACCAGAGGGGAGGAAGGAUCUUUCUGCAGGACAUCAAGAAACCUGAGCGUGAUGAGUGGGGCAGUGGUGUUGAAGCUCUGGAGUGUGCCCUGCAGCUGGAGAAGAGUGUCAACCAAUCUCUGCUGGACAUGCACAAGGUUGCCACUGACCACAAUGACCCUCAUAUGUGUGACUUCAUUGAGACUCACUACCUGGAUGAACAGGUGAAGUCCAUCAAGGAGCUGGCUGACUGGGUUACUAACCUCCGCCGCAUGGGAGCGCCCCAGAACGGCAUGGCCGAGUACUUGUUUGACAAGCACACACUGGGAGGCGAGAGCAGUUAAAGCUCACUUCUGCAGUCAUCCAUGUCCCCUUUUUCCCAGUUAAUCUAUUCCAUCCUACUCCUUUUCCUCAGGGUGCCUGGCAUUUGUUUUAAGGCAGUGGUCCCUGUUAGUGCUUUAGUUUAGGUCUUGUGCUAAAUUACCAGUUACUACUGUGUAUGCACUGCAUAUUACUACUUGUAUUCUAUCCAAAUAAAUGGCAACCUCUGGUUUCUGA